AUGUCGGACUACAGCACCGGAGGUCCCCCGCCCGGCCCGCCGCCUCCCGCUGGCGGAGGAGGAGGAGCCGCGGGUGCGGGAGGAGGCCCUCCGCCGGGCCCGCCGGGUGCGGGAGACCGGGGCGGCGGAGGCCCUGGCGGCGGCGGCCCGGGUGGAGGAGGCGCGUCCGGGGGCCCUUCGCAGCCUCCCGGUGGCGGCGGUCCGGGGAUACGCAAGGACGCCUUCGCCGACGCCGUGCAGCGGGCCCGCCAGAUUGCAGCCAAAAUCGGAGGUGAUGCUGCUACCACCGUGAAUAACAACACUCCUGAUUUCGGUUUUGGGGGCCAAAAGAGACAGCUGGAAGAUGGAGACCAGCCAGACAGCAAGAAACUGGCUUCCCAGGGAGACUCAAUUGGUUCUCAGCUGGGACCCAUCCAUCCUCCCCCCAGGACCUCAAUGACAGAAGAGUAUAGGGUUCCGGACGGCAUGGUGGGCUUGAUCAUUGGCAGAGGUGGUGAGCAGAUAAACAAAAUCCAGCAGGACUCAGGGUGCAAAGUUCAGAUCUCACCAGAUAGUGGCGGCCUCCCUGAGCGCAGUGUGUCCCUGACUGGAGCACCUGAGUCUGUCCAAAAGGCAAAGAUGAUGCUGGAUGACAUUGUGUCUCGGGGCCGUGGAGGCCCCCCAGGGCAGUUCCAUGACAACGCCAACGGGGGUCAGAAUGGCACAGUGCAGGAGAUCAUGAUCCCUGCUGGCAAGGCUGGCCUGGUCAUUGGCAAGGGUGGAGAGACCAUCAAGCAGCUGCAGGAGCGGGCUGGGGUGAAGAUGAUUUUAAUUCAGGAUGGCUCCCAGAAUACAAAUGUGGACAAGCCGCUGCGGAUUAUUGGGGACCCAUACAAAGUACAGCAAGCCUGUGAGAUGGUGAUGGACAUCCUGCGAGAACGUGACCAGGGUGGCUUUGGGGACCGCAAUGAAUACGGAUCUCGGGUUGGCGGAGGCAUCGAUGUGCCUGUACCUCGGCAUUCGGUUGGUGUGGUCAUUGGCCGGAGUGGAGAGAUGAUCAAGAAGAUCCAGAAUGAUGCUGGUGUGCGCAUCCAGUUCAAGCAAGAUGACGGGACCGGCCCUGAGAAGAUUGCUCACAUCAUGGGGCCUCCAGAUCGGUGUGAGCAUGCAGCCCGGAUCAUCAAUGACCUCCUCCAGAGUCUUCGGAGUGGGCCCCCAGGUCCUCCAGGGGCCCCUGGCAUGCCCCCUGGAGGCCGGGGCCGGGGCCGAGGCCAAGGCAACUGGGGCCCUCCUGGAGGGGAGAUGACUUUCUCCAUUCCUACCCAUAAAUGUGGGCUGGUCAUUGGCCGAGGUGGGGAGAACGUGAAGGCCAUUAACCAGCAGACAGGCGCCUUUGUGGAAAUAUCUCGGCAGCUGCCGCCCAAUGGGGACCCCAAUUUCAAGUUAUUUGUCAUCCGGGGCUCACCCCAGCAGAUUGACCAUGCAAAGCAGCUCAUUGAGGAGAAGAUAGAGGGUCCCCUCUGCCCAGUUGGACCAGGCCCUGGGGGACCAGGCCCUGCUGGACCCAUGGGGCCUUUCAACCCUGGACCCUUCAACCAGGGGCCUCCAGGGGCACCACCACAUGCUGGUGGUCCCCCUCCUCACCAGUACCCGCCUCAGGGCUGGGGCAAUACCUACCCCCAGUGGCAACCACCUGCCCCUCAUGACCCAAACAAAGCUGCAGCAGCGGCUACAGACCCUAAUGCUGCCUGGGCCGCCUACUACUCCCACUACUACCAGCAACCCCCAGGCCCCGUGCCAGGCCCUGCCCCAGCCCCUGCAGCCCCACCUGCGCAAGGGGAGCCCCCCCAGCCUCCACCUACUGGCCAAUCAGACUAUACCAAGGCUUGGGAAGAGUAUUACAAAAAAAUUGGCCAGCAGCCCCAGCAGCCUGGGGCGCCCCCACAGCAGGACUACACCAAGGCCUGGGAGGAGUACUACAAGAAGCAAGCACAAGUGGCCACUGGUGGGGGUCCUGGAGCACCCCCUGGCUCCCAGCCUGACUACAGUGCCGCCUGGGCUGAGUAUUACAGACAGCAGGCUGCUUACUACGGACAGACCCCAGGCCCUGGUGGCCCACAGCCACCUCCCACCCAGCAGGGACAGCAGCAGGCAAGUGGGAACUGCCACCCUCCUCCUCCUCCUUUCUCCUUCCAACCCCCGGCCACCGUCCAUCCUGCCUUAGUGGGUAGCGCCGGAAACCCUUUCCCCUGCGGGGUGUGCCCUUGAUGCCAGCCUCGGGCGCGUGGCCAGAGUCUCCCAGAGCCCUGCAGCCCCGCCGCUGGGAAGCGCUCGAUGGGUGCAGAGGCUCACUGAAGAGGCUUCUCCGGUAGCCACUGUUGGUGCGACGUUGUCGGGUGCUGGGGGCACCGGCUGCAAAGGUGGAACUCUGAACUGCUGGGGUGUCCCGGGUGGGGGCAGGAAGUGGGGACUGUGCUGGGUACCAUGCCGGUUGCUGAACCCGCUCGCUCAAAAUCUGGCCACUUGGGAAGAAAAUGUCUAUUUUUUUUCCCCGUCUCAGCAUCACUAUUUUGGGUUUUGUUCUUUUUUAUUCUUUUUUUUUUUUUUUUCUUUUUUUUUUUUUUUCUUUUUUUUUUUUUUUUUUUUUUUUUAAGCCACCAUCUUUAUAUCCCCCAUGUUCAAGUAAUGCGUGUUGCAGGCGGCCCUGGCUCUGCUGGGAUGUGAGGGGAGCCCACUGAGGGACUGGGCCCUCCUGUUGGCGAGGACACCUCUGGUGUGCUUGCCUCUGUGUCCCGGUCUUGUCUGUGAAGUGGGCAUGACGAUAGUUGCCACCUUCCAACCUACCUCACAGGGGUGUUGUGGGGACACCAUGGUCUGAAUGUUGUGACGCCCAGCCGCCGCCUCCCUCCUCUGUCCCCCUCCCUCCUGGCACUUCUCCCCUGUGUGCCCUCUUCCACACCUCUGGCUUCUGCUGCAGACUCCUCCUCCUCUUCCUCCUCCUUUCUCCUGUUUCUCCACCAAGGAGCAGUCUGACCAGUGGAGUCCCCAAGACAGACAGUCACAGCCCCCUGCUUAGCCUGUGGGGGCUUGGGCUCGGCCUCUUGGCCCACUGCCUGGAGUCGCAGCCUCUUGUAGCCAGGCCGCCCUCCUGCCAUGACCAUUCCUGUCUCUCCCUCUCUGCAGGCAACUGAAGCAAAUGGAUAUGAACUUCAUCUGUGAAAAUAUUUUUUCCCUUCAUUUUUGUUCCAUUUGGGGGUUUCUUUUUAUUGGUUUCUAUAUUUGAUUGGUUUGGUGAGAGAACAACGGCUGCCUAGGGUGCAAGGAUCCCCUUCAUGCUGAGGCGCCCUCUCUCAUUCUGUGUGUCUCACAUCUUUUUCCUUUCCAAAAUCGGGAUCCUUCAUGUUGAGCCAGCCUUAGAAAAUAGCGAGAAUUUAACCUCUGCCAAAAAAAAGAGAAAAAAUGUAAAAAUUAAAUCACAAAGAGCAGAACAAAACCUAUAAAAUGAUAUAUAUAUAGAAAUAUAUAAAUCUUUAUCCCCCAGCCUUUGAGCCCACCCUCUGAGGGAAGCGAUUCACUAUCUCCCUACUGUCCGGGGCCCUAUUGUUUUUAAAUAAACUUUUUAAAAGGAAAGAAAGUCACUCUUGCUAUCUUUUUUUUUUUUUUUUUUUUUUUUUUUUUUUUUUUUCUUUUUUUCUUUUUUUUUUUUUUUUUUUUUUUUUUUAGUUAGAGUUGGAACAUUCCUUGACCAGGUGUGGGUGUCACAGGCCCCUCCUGUCCCUGCCCAUCUCUCUCUGUCUGUCUCUCUCUCUCUCUUCCCGCCCCGCUCUCCCCUGGCUCCUCCCUAUACCCACCCCAACCCCAGGACUGGCCUGGUACGUUGUCAUCUGUUGAAGAUGAGAUAAACUGAGAAAAAAAUGAGAACAAAACAAAAAAAUUGUAUGGCAGUUUUUACUUUUUAUCGCUCGUUUUUAACUUCACAAAUAAAUGGUAACAAAACCUC
This is a messenger RNA of Rattus rattus (black rat), 3979 nucleotides long. It is a transcript of the gene Khsrp, whose product is annotated as KH-type splicing regulatory protein. The record is from RefSeq and is a predicted model, not a curated record. The coding region runs from base 1 to 2247 and encodes 748 amino acids. The transcript is spliced from 18 exons. Gene Ontology annotation, cellular component: cytoplasm; nucleus. Gene Ontology annotation, biological process: regulation of DNA-templated transcription. Gene Ontology annotation, molecular function: mRNA binding. Lineage: Eukaryota; Metazoa; Chordata; Mammalia; Rodentia; Muridae.